Messenger RNA from Caenorhabditis remanei, 447 nucleotides. RefSeq lists its product as uncharacterized. The transcript is spliced from 2 exons. Gene Ontology annotation, cellular component: cell surface. The record is from RefSeq and is a predicted model, not a curated record. The coding region runs from base 1 to 447 and encodes 148 amino acids. NCBI's taxonomy places the organism in Eukaryota, Metazoa, Nematoda, Chromadorea, Rhabditida, Rhabditidae.
AUGACAAAUAGUUUCCAGAUUCUUCUUCUUCUUUUCCUGAAUAAUUUCUUGUCUGUUCUCGCUGGAACUCAAUCAUUUCGUGCCGUCGGACAACUUCUUUGCCGUGGAAAACCUGCCCAAUUCGCUGAACUGCAACUCCUCAAUACACGUGGCGGCGACAAAGAAUAUAACAUAAUAAUUCAAAAAGGCGUCUUCUCAGAUGCAGAUGGUUAUUUUGAAAUCUAUGGAAAUAUGCACCAAUUCUAUGAAAUCCCAGCAGCCCUCCAAGUUUUUCAUGAAUGCUUUUAUGACAUCGGAAUUUAUCAUGGACUGUGUAAAAAUAAGUUCAGUGUGAAUUUUCCGGAAGGGUAUGGGAAUGAUGGACCGCUUGCACGAAUCACCUGGGAUACUGGAAUUAUCAAUUUAGAACCGGGAGUUUUGGGACAGAACUUGGAAAAAUGUGAUUGA